UCAAAGCCGACCGACCGACCGACUUCACGGGACGACUGGUCGAAGGUGCCACCAAACCAACUGCCGAAACCUGGUUCGAAUGGGUUCUUCCUCGAGCAACGCCAGGGAAGCGGCGGCGGCGGCGCCACCGCCACCACCUCCUGCGCCGCCGGGCCCCCUCCACGCGAUGGACGCGGACGAGGACGACGAGAGCGUGAAGCAGCUCAACGAGUGCGCCGCCCUCUACCUCUCCCUCCAGGACUGCCUCGCCGAGUCCGACCGCAACUGGAAGGCCUGCCAAGCACAUGUUCAAGCCUUGAAAGCAUGUGAGGCGAGCAGAAACAAAAAUCAGAAAACAUGAAAAAUGCGCCUUCGUACAGGCCGCAUGCUCAAGGCAUCUCACUCAUAUCAUCUUCGUGAAGACAAGAGCACAACAUGCUGAGUUCGCAGCUGUUGAUGAAGAAUAUUUGCAACAUCACAACUUGUAGUGUGCUUUGACUGAGACGUGGACGAUCAGAUUGCUUUUAUUUGCAACAACCACUACACUAGAUUGGAUGUUUCAAAUAUUACUUGUCAAUUCUAAUAAAUGUCGGCAGUAUUGACAUAUUUGCCAAACAGACUAUUAACGCAAAUCAGUAUUAUUGCUGCA
Aegilops tauschii subsp. strangulata is the source of this 628-nucleotide messenger RNA. RefSeq lists its product as uncharacterized. The record is from RefSeq and is a predicted model, not a curated record. Lineage: Eukaryota; Viridiplantae; Streptophyta; Magnoliopsida; Poales; Poaceae.